Messenger RNA from Stereum hirsutum FP-91666 SS1, 2979 nucleotides. Its product is annotated as Pkinase-domain-containing protein. The record is from RefSeq and is a predicted model, not a curated record. The coding region runs from base 243 to 2396 and encodes 717 amino acids. Lineage: Eukaryota; Fungi; Basidiomycota; Agaricomycetes; Russulales; Stereaceae. Gene Ontology annotation, biological process: protein phosphorylation. Gene Ontology annotation, molecular function: protein kinase activity; ATP binding. The transcript is spliced from 6 exons.
CUUUUGAGGACAUUCUCGUCGUCCUCGUUUCCUCCGUUGUGUGUGGUUACAUAUAUCCCGGCCACGCUCGCCACACGCGACGAUAUAUAGAUUCAGCCUUUCGCACGGCGACCUCAGCUGCCCCAUUGCUCCAAGACACGGUCCCCUACUUGCUAGCGCCGCUGACGUUGACCGCUGAAGCGCUUUUUUCUUUCCCUCGCGCAGGCCGAAAUAGGGAACUGCCAUAAGCAAUUCUGAUCGCCAUGAGCAAAUCUUCCUCUUCCCAGCCGUCCUCUCCCGAUGUCAAGACCCGUCACACCAUCGAGCCAUACCCUGUACCAAGCAGCAAUCCCGCCAGCCAAUAUACCCUCCUAGAAAAGCUCGGCACGGGAAGCUUCGGUACGGUCUACAAGGCCAUGCAUAACGAGAGCAAGCAGAUCGUCGCUAUAAAGCAGAUCGACUUGGAAGACUCGGACGACGAUAUCUCGGAGAUACAGCAGGAGAUCGCACAGCUCGCCCAGCACGAAUCGGACUAUGUCACACGGUAUUACGGUUCCUUCGUCGUCGCCUACAAGCUCUGGAUCGUCAUGGAAUACCUCGCCGGAGGCUCCUGCCUCGACCUGCUCAAACCCGGCGUAUUCUCCGAAGCCCACAUCGCCGUUAUCUGCCGCGAGCUUCUGCAGGGCCUCGACUACCUGCACGAACAGGGCACGAUCCACCGCGACAUCAAAGCCGCCAACGUCCUCCUCUCCGCCUCCGGGAAGGUCAAGCUCGCAGAUUUUGGAGUCGCCGCGCAGCUCACGAGUACGUUGCGGCACACGUUCGUCGGGACGCCGUUCUGGAUGGCACCGGAGGUGAUACGCCAGGCUGGGUACGACGCUAAGGCGGAUAUGUGGAGUCUGGGGAUCACGGCGAUCGAGAUGGCGAAGGGAGAGCCUCCGUUGGCGGAGUAUCAUCCUAUGCGCGUAUUGUUCUUGAUUCCGAAAGCUAAGCCGCCUGUGCUCGAGGGCGCGUUCUCGCUCGCUUUCAAGGACUUUAUAUCAUUAUGUUUGACGAAGGACCCAAAGUCGCGACCGACGGCGAAGGAGCUCCUUCAACACCGAUUCAUCCGUGGCGCACGCAAGACUUCAUACCUCUCGGAACUCAUCGAGCGAUACCAAGACUACCGCUCUCGUUCUCCCGGCCGUGGUCCCCAAGCGUACCAAGCGACGGCACGGAAUAGUAUGGCAUGGGACGGCACGCUCAACAGCGAAUGGAACUUUGACACUAUACGCUCGGCGGCUGCACCCAUGGGCACGAUCCGAACGAUGGUCAAGGAGCUCACGCCUUCGCAGUUUACUUCGGGGACGAUCCCGGACGAGACGGAUUCGGCGUAUGGGUCUGUGACGAGGGGAAGGUCGGAUAGUUUGGAUACGAGUGCGGCGAUGAAGGGGAGCGAUAUUCCGAGUGUGGUCGGUGGUGCUGGUGGUGGGGCCGGUGGAGCGGGUAUAGGGAUAGGGAUCAAUACCCAGGCGCUGCAUUCGACGAUGGUUAUACGUUCGCCAGUAGAAGAACCAGAUGUCCAGACGCUGCUCGAAGAAGCUGGCGAAGACUCCGGAGAGCCACCCGCUUCGAGUCCACCGACAUCGCCGACGGCAGAAGGACAAGGAAGUCCAGAAUUGGGAGCACCACCUGCAUACGUACGUACGCCGACGAAACGCAACUCGUAUGCCGCGAGGAACGCGGCGGGUGGGACGAUUGUGCGCGAGGCGGACCUUGGGACAGGGGUGGAUACGAUCAGACCGGUGAAGAAGGUGGAUGCGGCGGGGUCGUUGAGGUUGUCGUCGGAGUAUGUGGGGAGUAUUAGGAGAGAGGGGAGUACGAGUACGCCGACGUCGCCUUCUUCGUCGCCUGUUAAGGAGAGGUCGGCGUCGGCGAGGAAGAGGGUGACGGGUGAGGCGGGUAGGGCGGUGGUUGAUGAGGUUGUGUUGCCGACACUGCAGAGGGCAAUUACGGACGACAUGGAUGCUCGUGAGAUCGAGUCUCUUAGUAUGCUGUCGAGAGGUUUCCAAGAGCUUCGGGAGGCCAACCCUGAAAUUGCCUACAACGUGAUCCUCGACAUUCUUUCAGGCAUUAACGAAAACACCGUCGUCCGAAAACACGUCCAAACCUCUCGCUCCCUCUUCCCGCACAAACGUAUCUUUCGCAAGAGCAUGAUGACAAGCCGAGGACUCGUCGUCACCGAGACGCUCGAAGAAGAUGUGGGAGCAGUGGGCGGAGAGCAGCCUCCUGCGUCAGAUACGAGUAGCGCGACGGCCGUGGCGCCUCCGGAUGAUAAAGUCGCGGAUGCGGGCGUGCCGAAGAGGUCACCUAUAGCUGAACUGCUUUAUAUGAGGUGGUUGGAGGGUUUGAAGAUUAAGUGGCCGAGUAUUUUGUGAGGUGGGGUGCCUUCGUCGCUUGCACUCUCGGUCGAUUCCUCCUCCGCCUAUCUACGGUUUCUCUUCUCAGGUUAUAUGUUUUGUCUGCCUUUGUGUUUUUGUUUGUGUUUUGACAUGUUGUUUAAGUUAUCUUGCCGGACUUCGUUUUACUCAUUUUACCCCAUUUACCCAGAUACAUUGCUCGAUCUCCUGUUAAUAUUCCGCUAAGUUACUCACUACACCCCUUCCCAAGCCUUAGCCUUAGCCUCUGCCUCUUCCGUGGUCGUUUCGUUCGCUGUGUUCUUUUGUCUUGUGGUAUUCUGUACUGACUUUGUUUCUUGGGGCGUACGAUAUCGAAUCUAGCCAGUUCGUUGAUAUGGUUGUUGUUGUUCUCUUCCUUCCUUCCUUUCCCUGUCUGUCCCUGUCUGCCCCUGUUCCUUGUCAUCCAUUGACCUAUCUGUCCCUCAAGUUCUUCUCAUCAUCAUCUACCUCGAUAUCUCACGACAUGACCUAUUUACGACACGACCACGGGUGGGCUCUUGCUUCCUCAUUCAUAGGCAUUAUCUAUCUACCUACCCACCUACUUUUGUCAUGUUAACGACCG